Messenger RNA from Anolis sagrei ordinatus, 3178 nucleotides. It is a transcript of the gene R3HCC1L, whose product is annotated as R3H domain and coiled-coil containing 1 like. The record is from RefSeq and is a predicted model, not a curated record. Lineage: Eukaryota; Metazoa; Chordata; Lepidosauria; Squamata; Anolidae.
GCGAGGCGGGCGGAAGCGGCAAAGGCGGAAGCGGCUGAAGCAGCGCGAGUCUCCUCCUCCUCCUGGCUACCGGGUGCUGGAAGUACUAUGCAGCCUGAUGCAGAGAGAACACGGCCACGGCCCAAGAAACCAGAUAUGGCCUUGUAUGUUCCCAGGGCACGGCGGGAUAUGGCGGUCUCAAAGACCGGCACCAAAUGUGGACAGGAGGAAAGCCAUUGCACCACAGGGAAAGAGAGCAUUAAAAAGUGUAAGCCAGGGAAGAGUGCCAGAACUGGAAGAAACCUUCUUCACAGUAGUCAAGAAAGAAUUGGUUCCCCUAGGCAAGUGAGAGAAACUUUGCCUCUUGACUGGAAUAAUGACAAUGCAUUCUGCCAAAGCAAUCCAAGCCCAAAGGUACACAAAGAGAAGAGGCUGAGUUCCCAACAGAAGCCAGAAUUUCCUCAAUCCUGGCCUCUCUGCAACCUCCUAGACCCAGCAUCCAUAUCACUGCCCAACAGUGGGGUGGAGACACCUUUGGAGUGUUCCACUGCACCCAAUGCUAAAAGCCUAGAGCAGCUGGAGGAUCUCCGCCUUCAGGUAGGUCAGACUGAUGUAGUUUGUACUUUGGGACAAGCUCACUCUGUUCCAUCAGCAGAUCAGGACCCCUUUUCUUUGCAAAGAACUCACACCCUUGGCAGGAUCAAGCAGUCAGGAGCACUCCUCCCAGACCAGGCAGGGCUGAGUGAGAGAAGUGCGCAAUUAUACAACAGUGGGUCAGAGCUCAUGGAUCAGAGACAGGUGAGUGAAGUGAGUGUGAUGGCUAGCAUUGAUAACAUAAUGGAGUCUGUACUCAAAGGUGAAUCAGAACCAACUGGAAUAAGACAGGGUGGCAUAUGUGAAAAUGGAAGCAAUGAGGUUCCAGAUAGAACAGAAACACAGAAGGAUGGCUCACCAAUGUUUACAAGUGAAAGACAGUCCGGUCAGGCAGCAAUAGGCAAGAGUAGCCUCCUGGAGCACAUUUAUGAGAGCACUCUGGCUUCCACAGAGGGGGCUGGAUGUGAUCAAUUUCAAUGCCUAGAUGAGAACAACUCCAGUCAGACCAAAAUGAGUGGUGGGAGUGCCCUAGAAUACACCCACAACCAACUUUCAGAGCAGACAGAACCAAAGGAAGACAGUAAAACCAAAGAUGUUGUUGCACAGGCACAAACAAAUGUGCAUUGCACACUAGAAAAUGGAGAAAGGCAUGAGAGUAAUAUGUCUAGUCAGGCAGCCAAACACAUGUCUGAGCAGAAAGGAGUGAGCCUGGAACAUGGGUCUUGCUACUGGGAUGGGAAUGUUAUGACAGGGAGCCUAAAGGAGAGUUCAUAUAAAGCUUUUCAAGGUAGUUCAGGUGGGGCAGUAGGCCAUGGUUGUUCAGACAGGCCCUGUGGAAGAUUAGAUGCUCUGCCCUACUGUCUCCUCCAUACAGCAGAGGAUCAAACAGGACAUGUGUGUAGCGGUAAAGAUGGGGAAGAAAGCAGCUUCUCCAAUCCUGCCUCUAAGUGUGAAGUUGAUAUUUCUGAGGUUGCACAGUUGAUGGGAGAUGUUUGUUUGGACUUGGGAGAUCAAAACACUGAGGGCAGAGACAAUACUGCAUCCAUCAGUUCUUCUCAAGAGGUUGCCUGCCAGGUCCUGGAAUAUGCCUCUGAGAAGAUGGCUUGUUCUUCAGAGAACAUCUUGCCUAGAGAAAGGCCACCUGUAAGUGACACCUCUUUGGAACAAACGACCCAUGGGGAUGUGCUCAUGAGGUUAAAGCAUCCACCCAAUGCUGAGGCAGAAGGAGAAGUUGAACAGAAAACGCCAUCCAGAUGGGAAGAACCUACUAGAACCUGUGCCGGUCAUGAGGAUGACAACAUGGCUGAUGAGAGCUGGGAUGCUCUGUUUAGCGAUGAUGGUGAAUGCCUGAAUCCACGUUUGCUGGAAGGGCUGUCUGCCUGCACCCCAGCCACUACAGAUUUGCAGGAGCCACGGUUUGACUACUAUAACUACACUCCAGCAGACCUGGACUUGAGCGACUCUGAGCUGCCACACGUCAUUGAGAUCUACGACUUCCCAGCUGAGUUCCGUACAGAGGACCUGAUGCGUGUCUUCUGCAGUUACCUGAAGAAAGGCUUUGACAUUAAAUGGGUAGAUGACACGCAUGCACUGGGCAUCUUUUCCAGCCCCAUCACAGCUCGGGAUGCUCUCACUACCAAACACCUGAUGGUGAAAACCCGCCCAAUGUCACAUGCCACACGUGCUGCAAAGACCAAAGCUCGAGCUUAUGCUGAGUUCCUGCAGCCAGCCAAAGAGCGCCCAGAGACUUCAGCUGCGCUGGCCAGGAGACUGGUGACAGGAGCUCUUGGGGUGCGGAGCAAGCAAAGUAAGGAAGAACGUGAAGCUGAACGCAAGCAGUUACAAGCUGCCCGAGAACGGAAGCGCCUGGAGGCCAAGCAGAGGGAAGAUGCCUGGGAGGGCCGUGAGUGAGCUGACGCCUAUGCAAGGAGAUGGGAAGAGAGAUGACAAUGCUCCCUUGAGAUUGGCACAGAGGCGCAAUUUGUGUUUGCAUUGGUGGGGAAGUCCUACCAUGGCAUUUGGGGUGAGCAGCAAGGCACAAGCAUAUUGUGGCCAUUCUUGAGUAGAGAGAGUGAUAUAUAUGCUCAGAGAGAGUGAUAUAUAUAUGCUCAGGCAAACAUCCUUCCUGAGUUUGUCUGACAACUUGAAAGAGAUGGGCGAGAGGCUGGCAGUGCCUCAAGAACAGGUGUGGGCAAACUUUGGCCCUCCAGAUGUUUUGGACUUCAACUCCCAGAAUUCCUAACAGCCUAUCAGCUGUUAGGAAUUCUGGGAGUUGAAGUCCAAAACACCAGUCUGCCCAUGUCUGCUCAAGAAGAAUUGGGCAUUGGGGCCAAAGCCUUGUAGGCUUUAUGGCUACCACAGAGAUGUAAUCCUAAGGCCUAAUCACUGUUAAGUUGAACGUUUUGGAUUCAGUUUCAACCUGUUCUGUGGGCAGCAGACAGACUCCAGAGCAGUCCUGUGUUCAAUGGAACUGGAUUAAGAUGCAGCAAUUUUUAAAGAAUCGAUCAAUUUGGGUGGCCAAAUGGGCCCACUAUUGCCUUUACUAUUAAAACUUGUUUUUGUUUGAUGUAUUUUAAGAAAACCAAUAAAAAUAUAUAUUUCAAAA